GAACUUCCAUCCCACAGUUGGUCACUGCUUGGUGGAGGGAGGGUCGAUUACCUCAGGCUUGUUCGUUCGUCCCUCACUGAUUGCCUGCAUCGUACCUCACUUUCUUCAACGAGGUCUCAUCAACACCCCUCCAUUUACCUUUACAGACGUUUCCCCUUCACGAUGGCGGCGCAAGUAAGUCAGAAGAAGCAGCAAGACCUGCAAACGCAGUAUGGCGUCUACAAGAACACCCUCCAACAGAUUGCGCAAAAGAUUGGCGAUGUAGAACAAGAAGCUGAAGAACACAAGCUUGUCCUAGAGACCCUGCAACCGCUGUCCGAGGACCGGAAGUGCUUCCGCCUCAUCAACGGGGUCCUCAUGGAGCAGACGGUCAAGGACGUCAUGCCCGCCCUGACGACCAACUCGGAAGGUCUGAAGAAAGUCCUGGAAGAUCUUGUCAAGCAGUACAAGGCUAAGCAGGAUGAGCUGGAGAAGUGGAAGAAGAAGAACAACGUUCAGGUUGUCCAGAACUGAGACUAUCUAGGAACAACUAGGUUUGGGUCACGAAAAGGUUCAGUCCGGCGGCGUUGGCUUCGAGAGUCUUUUUGCAGCACAAGGACCCUUGGAUUGGGUGAGAGAAGAUGACUUUCGCUCAGUUUUUUUCGACCACGAGUUCUAGCUGCGGCCAACACAGAAUGGCACAGGGACAGCAAAGCCGUCAUGCAAAUAUUAAAGGCGUCAAAAAUGAGGCGGCAUCGAAUAU
Molecule: messenger RNA, 742 nt
Organism: Colletotrichum phormii
Lineage: Eukaryota; Fungi; Ascomycota; Sordariomycetes; Glomerellales; Glomerellaceae
Product: prefoldin subunit
Exons: 4
Coding region: 163-513 (116 amino acids)
Biological process (GO): protein folding
Cellular component (GO): prefoldin complex; cytoplasm
Molecular function (GO): protein folding chaperone
Source: RefSeq, a predicted model, not a curated record